Molecule: messenger RNA, 189 nt
Organism: Dentiscutata heterogama
Lineage: Eukaryota; Fungi; Glomeromycota; Glomeromycetes; Diversisporales; Gigasporaceae
Source: the annotation of a GenBank genome assembly
GCAGCUGUUCCUCGUAUCUUCUUAAUUAAAACAACUUGUGCCACUCCAUAUGAAAAACAUCAAAUUUUUGGCAAUAUGGAGUGGGAUACUUACACUUUAUAUUAUGCUUUAGGUGUACAAAAACUACUACUGAAGAAGAGCCUAGAACUAAGAUACCACCCAGAUAGAAAUCCAAAUGCUACCGAUCAG